GCUCUACAUUUUAUUUAUUUUUGUUGUGGAAAAUGUCUUGGAAACGUUUAUCUUUGUAAUUAACACUGAGACAUUGUUAUAAAGCUUAAAUAAAAAAGAAGCUGUAACUCAGAGCGCUUCUUCCGGGAUACGCUGCCCGUUUCCAUGGUGAUUGCGCUCUUCCGUCAAAUGACUGAAACGAAACUUAGAGCAGUUCCGGUGAAGCCGUGAUUUUAAAGCCGAACAGGAGACAGCAGCUGCGGCGGAGGUCCGCUCUGGAUCCGUUCUGGUUCAGAAUCGCUCCUGGUUCUCUGAAGGCGUCAGCAUGGCGUCUCUGCUGUCUGAGCUGCUGUUGACUCAUGAGCUGAGCCUGGCCUGUGAUCGCUGCUGCAUCCAGGACAACCAAAUCACUUUCAGACUGAGACCCGUUCAGCACCAGUGUGCGCAGCAGGUUCUGCUCUGCAGAGCCAAAGAGGGCCGCAGCUGGAGGCCUGUCUCCAAACGACCAACAUUCCCAAACCCAAAGCAGUAUGAAGCCUGCUGGCACUUUAAGGAGGGCCUUGGUUGCACCGUGCACAAGAACCGCUGCACCUUUGCAAAAAGUCAGGAGGAAGCUGCUGUGUGGACGUUUGAAAAGAAACAUGGAGUGGACCAUCAGGUUCUCUGUGCCAUGGUGCUUCAGUCCCAGAGCAAAGCUGACUGCAGUGCAGGACCUGAGUGUAGGCUCUCUGCUGCUCUAGACCUGAAGGCUGCGUGUGAUUUAUGCUCCAACAAGGUGAAUGAAGUCACCUACAGCAUUCAGCCAGUUAUACACAAAUGUAGUAGGAGUCACCUCCUGGCUAAAGGGAAGGCCUCCAACCAGUGGAAGGUUGUCUCUGAGCGGCCCACUGGGGGAAACAUUGGUUCUAGAGUCCUGUAUAAAGUAUGUGAUUACUUUGUUGAGGGUUCUGGAUGCAGCAAGCAUACCUCAGGUGAUGGGUGCACCUAUGCCAGAAGCUCUGAAGAGGCUACAGUGUGGAACCAUCUCAGAGAGAAAAAUAUCAGUAGAACAGAGUUAAUCAGAGAAGUAAGCGAGGCCGAGUCAGCCCCAGAAACACCAGAACAUGCAGCUCAGAGCAUUCUCCAGAGGUUUUCUGGAAAGUUCUUAGAGCUCUGCAGGAAUUGUUUUCUGGAACGGCCCACCAAACUGUCUCCAAAACGAUGGAAUGACACGUGCUGUGCUGACACCGCUCACACCUGGGAGCCAAUCUUAGUCCAUCACCUGUCAGACAAAAGCUCAAAGCAGGUCUACAGCCAGGUCCGCCCUCUGCCCACAAACUGCCGGUUCAACUUCUGCAGCCACGUCAGGCAGGGAAAGCCCUGCUGGCACCAGGCCGGCCACUGCCAGGCCGCCCAGAGCGAGGUGGAGAUGGCCGUGUGGAAAGCCGAGCACAGCGGCCUCUCGGUGCGUCCUCCCCUCCUUCAGCUUAGUCAGCAGAACCAGGUGCAAUCCAAGCAGGUGUCCAUAUUCUGUAAGGUGUGCCUCCUGGCGCUGUCCUCCCCAGAGAGCUUCUACAAGCACUGCUCCACACUAGAACAUGCCCAGCUCCUGUCCCAGGACACCACCACCAAGUGGAGGAAACGCCAGCCCCCCCACCACCGGCGGACGGAGCUCUGGCUCUGUGACAGACCAGAAACCUGUGAAUAUGGCUCAAAGUGUCCUAAAGCUCAUUCUGAGGAGGAGCUGCAGGAGUGGAUGAUGAGAUCUGCAGAGGAGCAGGAGAUCCGGCGCAGCAUUGAGACUCAGGGCCUGAUGUGCUACAACCAGCGGCUGCUGGACGAGUACAGGAACAGCAGCAGUGAAGCCUAUGUGUUGUCCGAACAAGUUGAUGAUGUCAGCGUCUCCUGUGACGAAGAUUUGACCGUGCAGAGUGGAGACAUCAGCGCAACGCUAAAGUGGAACUUCCUGGUUGACACAGAGAGACAGCUGCUACAUGUGGCUCUGCUGAAGCAGGAACCAGGAGCUUCCUUCAGCCUCGCUGAUGGCGCCUCUGAACCCUGCAUCUACUCCGCAGGUGAAAGUUUCCUCUGUGACAACAUGACCUAUGCCAUCACCGUGUCUUUUACAUCUACACACCCAGGCCUGUACGAACAGUGGUUGGUGCUAGAUUUUGAUAUGAGGCCUGUCCUCUUGAAGAAACUCAGGGUAAGAGUUGGCCAGCCAUCUCUGGAUGACACCAAGGAGCCCGUCUUAAAUCAUGGGGUCAUUCUGCAGAGUGUAGAGCGCUGGAAUCGAGGGAACAGGCUAAUAAUACCGUGUUCAUCCAGGACAGAAAAGCAGGAGGAGUUGUUGAAGGAGUACAAGUCUCCACAGAUAAAGCUUUUCCACAAGUCCUCCUGUAGCAGCCAAACAGCACUGACAGCUGACAACUACAAGGCAAAGAUGCACGAGUUCCUGUACAACGAGGAGCGGGCUGAGGACAAAAUAGUUUCCAGACUGAAUGUUUGUGGAAAGGUUACAACAGCAGAUAAACUGGAAAGUCCAAAGUUUGGGAUGGAGAUUGCUCCUCAUGGAGAGCUUUUCUGUUCUGUGUCCAUUCCUUAUAAGCUCACCAUGGACAGUCCUGAAGGACUGGUGCUGAAACGAAGUGUCCAUUCAGCCCUGAUAGCUCCUUUAGAUUCCCUCCAUCCAAACUCCAAGGUGUAUGAAGCCAGGGUUCUGCAGCUCAGAACCAGUGAGAACCAAAUACAUCUGCAAAUGUCUAAGCAAUGCUGCUCUGAUCUUGCUCUUGAGCACAACCAAUCUUAUCAAAUGGAGGUGCAGUUCCAGAUGGAUCGCUACAGCUUAUGUUCCAUGCACAAAGCUGUGGAUCUACUUCCUGAUACCACCAGAGUCCUACCGGACCUCAAGAGCUGUGCUGUUCCUGUCAGUGAUGUCCCCUACGAGAACAUGAACUCCAAACAGCGGUCUGCACUCAGCUUCAUUACAGGAAACCAUGAUGAAAGAAAGGCCACCGCUCCUCUGCUCAUCUAUGGACCUUUUGGAACGGGGAAGACCUUCACCAUGGCAACAGCAGCCAUCCAACUCUGCAAGCAUCCUCAGAACAAAGUCCUGAUUUGCACCCAUACCAACAGUUCUGCAGAUCUGUAUGUCGGAGAUCACUUCCAUCUGUCCAUCAGUAAAAACAACGGACUGAGGCCAAUUCGGAUAAAAGCAAACAGUCAAAAUGCUCUGUGGGCCACAGACGAGAUCACCUUAAAAUAUUGUUUUCUCUCAGAAGACAGAAGGUCCUUCCUGACUCCUACGAAGGCUGUCCUGGAAAAGCACAAUGUAGUUGUGACUACAACAACAAUGGCAGGACAGUUUCAUGACCUGAAGCUAGCAGAGGGGUUUUUCACCCACAUCCUGAUCGAUGAAGCCUCUCAGAUGCUGGAAUGUGAAGCUCUGCUGGCCCUCAGUCUUGCUGGGCCAAACACCAGAGUGAUUCUUGCAGGAGACCACAUGCAGAUGGGACCCCAGCUCUUCUCUGUGGAUGAACACCGCCGUUCAGACUGCACACUCCUCACUCGUUUGUUCCACUACUAUCAAGGACAAGAGUGUGAUACCGCCCAGAGAAGCAGAAUUAUAUUUACUCAGAACUACCGCUCAACCAAAGAGAUUGUGGAGUUUGUUUCCACCAAUUUUUAUGUUGGUAAGAAUGACGUCAUUGAAGCUUCAGGAAACGUUCCCGCCCCACCAAAUGGUCACGCGCUCCGCUUCCAUCAUGUCCGGGGAGAAUGCAGCCUGGAUACCAUAUCUAUGUCCUGGUAUAACAAGCAGGAGUCUUUUGAAGUUGCUGAAGUAGUGAAGGACAUUCUGAAGAACUGGCCAUCAAACUGGGGACCCAAGAACCUAAGAUCCAUUUGUGUUCUGUCAGAAGGUCCUCAGGUUCGACAAAUUAGAACCAUACUGUCAAGAAAAGGCUUCUCUGAAGUCAACGUUGAAACUCUUGCUAAUGUACAAGGCAAGCAGUUCAGGGCAGUCAUUAUGUCAGCUGUACAAACCCGGGACAGCCUCAAAGAAUCCAACCCGUCUGGUCUGCCUCUCUUCAAUGAUGCCCGCGUCUUAAACACUGCAAUGACCAGGGCUCAGUCUCAGGUGACUGUAGUUGGAGAUGCUGCUGCCCUCUGCUGCUUUGGGAAAUGCUCUAAGUUCUGGCAAAGCUUCAUAAUCCACUGCAUCAGCAGCAACAGUGUAGAACCACCUCAUUACACCAAAGCUUUCUUUGACCAAGACGUGGUAGAAACUGGCAAGUUUCAGAGAGUGCAGGGUGUGGAUGAGGGCAACGCCAUCUCUGAUUCAAUUCUGCAAGAGUUGAGAGAUGAAUAUGAACAAGUGAGAACUGAGUUUAGUUCAGAUGAAGAAGGUUUGGAUUCUAAAGACUUGACCCACCAGAGGUUUGGAAAAUCAUCCAAAGUUUUCAAUGACCGACAAGAUCUGAUGGACUUAUGUGAAAAACAGCCAAAGUUGUUCAAGAAAGCAAAGCUUGUCAAGGAGUCUCAUAACAGAGGUUACGUUGUACCGUUCCAUAAACCCACCGAACGUGUACACAUUCAGGGAAGAUCUAACAUAGGGAAGGCCUUCACCGGAGAUGAAGUUGUCAUACAAGCAGCCACUAAGGAGCAAUCAGCUAGGGUGGUCGGUGUUAUCAAGGAAAAUCAAUCUGCUCGUGAACUUGUAUGCUUCCUUGAGGAACAAGAUCACAGCAGACCACCAGCUACCUCUGGACCAUUUGUAAAAAGGAUGAUGAUACCCAUCAAUAAAAGUGCCACUAAAAUAGCCAUUCUGAUCAAGAAAGACAGACGUAACUUCUUGCCCAUAUGGGAGCAAAACGACGAACAAUGGACAAUCGCAAGAUGUCAGCACUUUAAUGAAAUCCGAGACAAGGUUUUUCUAGUGCAGGUGAUUGGUUGGAAAGACGGUUGCUUUUAUCCUUUGGGGAACGUCACAGAUGUUCUCUCAAGCAGAGGACCUUUUAAUGACCGACUUUGGCUGCUGAAAGAGGAAUUUGGUGUUAAAGAGACUACGCUGGACACAUAUGUAGAUCUCCCAGACAAAGAUGAAAACAGUGAAAAGAGACAGAAUAAAACCAAUGAAAUCACGUUCACCGUUGACCCAGAGCGAUCAAAAGAUCUGGAUGAUGCCAUCAGCAUUGGAGAUGCUGGAACCCAUUAUGAGCUGGGAAUCCACAUUGCAGAUGUGGCAAGUUAUGUGCGUCCAGGAGAUAAACUAGAUAGGGAUGCAGAAGAGCAGGGUUCUACUCAAUACACAGGAGAAGAACCCAUUCAUAUGUUCCCUAAAAGCCUGAGCACAGGACAUUUCAGUCUUCUGCCUCAUCAAGAUCGCAGGGCAGUCUCCUUGAUGAUCCAAGUGGAAAAAGAAACACACAGGAUCCUUGAAGCUCCAACAUUUCAGUUCUCAGUGAUCCGGUCCAAAAGGCAGUUUACAUAUGAAGAGGCAGAAGACAUCAUCAACCAAAGAUACAGAGACCCCCCCGCAUACAGCACCGUGGAGGACUGUGUCACUGUGGCCUAUCACUUUGCCAAGGCUCAAAGAAAGCUAAGACUGGCCAGUGACUGGCCUUAUUACCAGAGUGAUGAUGACAGGUUGCCUGGGAAGCGUAAAGCCCACCAGAUGAUUGAGGAAAUCAGUCUGUUUUUUAACAGCCAUGCUGCAAAGUAUCUGUGUGAGUCCACCAAAGCCAGAUACUACACCCCGCUUCGCUGUCAGAGUGGACCAGAGCCUGAGAGGGUGGACAAGUUCAAGGACAAAUGUGGACCAUUACUACAACUGUCCUUUGGUGUGCGACAAAGACUCUACUGUGAGCUAACCGAGCCUGACCCUGAACCAAGCACUGAGCAUUUCCCCAUCCUGGAGGCUGUGUGGAACGAUAUCCAGUCAGCUCUGAGAGACAAUGAUGAGGACAAACUGGUGGACCUGGUGGCUGCAGAUGAUAUUCACCCCCUGCUCCAACCAGUCAUGUAUGAGUUGCAACGCUGCCACAGUAAAGCUUACUACAUCCGCUCAAACUCAACUGUAGAGGCAAAGCAUGGACAUUAUUCUCUGAGAUUAAACCCUUACUCACAGGCCUCCUCCCCAAUAAGGCGGUACAUGGAUCUCGUCCUGCAGAGACUACUGCACUCUUUCAUAUGUGACAGUGCUGUACCGUACACUCGCACUGACAUUACAGACCUGUGUCAUAAGUUUGAACCCAACGCAAAGAAAGACAAGCAGUUUGAGCAAAAGGCUCAGCAGAUCUCCUACGCAGUGAGCACAAAGAAACAGAGUGCACCAAAGCUAGCCUUCGCUGUGUCCGUAGAGCCAGAGGACGAGAGCUUAAAGGUGACUUUUCCUUUCAACAGGAACAUAUUCCAUUCGCCUUUAUCCAUCUUGUUAAGGGAAUUACAGUUAGAAGACCAGCCAAUCUAUAAGGCAGAGGGAAAUACCAUGACUCUCACAUGGAAAAGGCGGAUAUACGCAGCCGACGACAAGCUGAUCCACCAAGAGUUGAGCAGGAUGUCAGAUCGUGGUCCAAGCGUUAGGAUCCCACUGACGGUGUGGACCGCUGUUAUUAAAGCAGUCCAGACAGAAAGCUUAGACCAGGCCAAGUUCCUUCUGAUGAAUGCCAAGCCACAGAAAGCAGAAGUUUUAUCAAGAGCUUCAUCACCGCCUCCUUUCCAACACUAUGCUGACAUUGUUCUUCAGCUGCAGCCAGGUGACACCAUUCAGGUGCAAAUGACAUCAGAAGAGAAAAGAGGUUCUGAUAUGCCCAUUGUUCAGUUGCUUCACAUUAAACCAAAAUUUGAGAUUUGUGUCCAGCAUGUCCACAACCCCAUCUUAUGCUAUACCCGGUCUGCAGACCAGCCAACAAAGGCUCAAUAUAGAGAUGAAAUGCAAUAUAUAGAGAUCUGGGAACCCAUGUGUAAGAUGGAAUCUGCUGCAAAUGCAGUGGAGGAAAGCGACAGCAUCAUCAUUGAGAACCUGGAAGUAAACUUCACUCAGCAGUACGAAGGAGUACUGACAGGGAAGUUCUUCUUACAUGAGAAAUGGAUCAAAGAUUGGGUUAUUGAAUGCCACCUUGCUCAGUGCUUCCUUUGCAUUCGGAAAAGGGGUCUGAAAUUACUUAUACCUCAGGAACAUUCUGCACCGGUGGACCCAAAAGAGUUUACGUGGGUGGCCCAUGGUGUCACAACCAAAGCAGAGCUUAGAAAAACCGGCUGUGAAGUGAAAUUUUCUGUCUGUCACCUGCCAAUGGAAAGUAUUCCUGAAUAUGUUUUCCUGAAAAACGCAGUUUUCACUGCAGAGAUCAUCCCAAAGCUCCUGCCUGACAUCCGAAAAGAACAAGCUGUUGUCAGCCUGGGACAAACAUGCAACCUAGUCAAGAGGAUUGCACUUGGACACAAGAUCCCCAAAAAAAUAUUGCAAAGCAGUGUGCUAAAACACCAGGUUGCCAAAGCAAAGUUACCAGCAGGACUGCCAGAACUUAAUGACAGUCAGCUUCGUGCUGUUGCAGCUGCUCUGAACGGCACUUUCACCCUGAUACAGGGACCACCAGGUACUGGGAAGACUGUAGUGGGCGUGAAUAUUGUGUGGUGGUUUUUGAAGCAGAACUCUAAGACACCCAGGAAAUAUGAAGACCCAAAAGACAAAAUGAAAAAAGAAGUCAUUCUCUACUGUGGUCCGUCCAACAAGUCUGUGGACGUUGUUGCAGAGUACUUGAUGAAGUUUGAGGGGGCCCUUCGGAUCCUUAGAGUCUAUGGCCUGCAAGUAGAGAUGGUUGACUAUCCUUAUCCAAACAGUGACCUGCAAUUUUCCCUAAGGUCACUUCGCCCGGAUGGCUCCAAGCCAGAACUCAGGAGCAUCACUAUGCAUCAUCGCAUGCGUGAGCCGGCCAACCCUUCUGCAGCUAAAAUUAAAGAGUUUGAUGAACGAAUUCGUAGUGAGAAGGUCUUGACUGCUGAAGAAGAGAAAGAAUACAAAGACCUUCUCAAAAAGGCUCGGAUCCAUGAGCUGAAACAACACGACAUUAUUCUGUGCACAUGCACACAGUCGUCCACCCCCAUCCUCCAGUCCACAGUCAGCGCACGCCAGAUCCUGAUUGAUGAAAGUGCAAUGGCCACCGAGCCCCAGGCUCUGAUUCCUUUAGUCUUCAACAAACCAGAGCAGGUCGUGCUGAUCGGGGACCACAAACAGCUCCAGCCAAUCGUGAAGAAUCAGAUUGUGAAGAAGCUGGGGAUGUCUAGGUCUCUUUUUGAGCGCUACUACACCAUUCUCCAUGGAAACACAGCCGUGAUGCUGGAUACCCAGUACAGAAUGCAUAAGGACAUCUGUGAAUUCCCCUCAGAGGAAUUUUAUGACGGCAAGCUGAAAACAGGCGUGCCGCAGCCAAGCAGCGUCCUGCUUGUUAACGGCAGGACGAUGCCGCUGGUGUUUGGACACAUUGAAGGAGAAACCGUCCGUCUGGUAGUGAAGACUGCAAAGGGCAACAACAACUCCAAAGCCAACCACAGGGAGCGAGACCAAGUAACACGCAUUGCUGGAAUGCUGGUGGAGAAAGCCCGUGUGGAUCAGGAGAACAUUGUUGUUCUGUCUCCUUAUAACGCCCAAGUGUCAGAGAUCAAAGAGGAGCUGAGGAAGAAGAAGCUGGACAACAUCACAGUCACCACCAUCACAAAGAGCCAAGGGAGUGAGUGGCGCUACGUGAUUUUAUCCACAGUCUGCUCCGUUCCCAGAACCGAGAUUGUGACGGAACCGGACGGCGCCUGGAUGUCCAAACAUGUGGGCUUUGUGGGAGACCCCCACCAGAUAAACGUAGCCAUCACCAGAGCCAAGGAGGGACUGUGCAUCAUCGGCAACCAGGCGCUGCUAAGACUCAGCACGACAUGGCGCCACCUGCUGGAGCACUACACUCGGAACAACGCUGUGACAGAUGCAGACAAGAUCUCAGUCCUCAGCAGCUGAUCCCUGUCCUUCAGACACAUGGAGGACGCUUUCAUUUUCUGCUCAGGGCUGGACGAUAAUUCAGUAACAAUAUUUAUCAGUCGAUAGACGUGUGGUGCACUAGGAAAAACAUGGGGUCAAUACGAAGUUCAAAAGAAGAACAGUUUUCCUUCCUUUAGCUUUCUAGCCAAUCAUCUAGGUUAAUAUUAAUUACAUCCUCCCAGCCAAUCACAGCGCAGACCUUCACCAAAGCUUCGAAGACUUCAGAGAGAUUUACAGUUUUGGUAAAAAGUUGGUUGAAUAAAGGGUUAUGUUUGAAUUCAGUCUUCUUAAUUUAAAAUAGGUUGUUAAGCAACAGCAUCAAAUGGGCAGGGCUGCACUUAAAAUAUAUAUUUUUUAUUUUUUUUAAUUAUUAUCGACAUCGAUCAAUAUGGUUUCCAUUUUAUGGCUAUGUUUUUUGUUCUAAAUGGUCCAGCCCUACAUCCGGACGCUGUUUGGUGGUCUUCUGAGGGAUUGCUGCAGCAAACGGACCUCAGCGAAGCAAACAGUCCAUAUUCCUCUGAACGGAGGAAGUUUGUUCACGUUUGGACGAUCUCAGGGUUUUUCUAGAUGAAGUGAACUUUCUUUGGUCAAGCUGGACCUUCAGGACCUGAUGUCACAGGAUUUUAUUACAUUUGAGUUUGAAAUGUUUUUAUCAUCACUGAGAAUUAAUAAUUGUUUCUUUUGAUCUCAAUAAACUAAUUUAAACAGCA
This is a messenger RNA of Fundulus heteroclitus (mummichog), 9690 nucleotides long. It is a transcript of the gene helz2b, whose product is annotated as helicase with zinc finger 2b. NCBI's taxonomy places the organism in Eukaryota, Metazoa, Chordata, Actinopteri, Cyprinodontiformes, Fundulidae. Gene Ontology annotation, molecular function: RNA binding; RNA nuclease activity; 5'-3' DNA helicase activity. The coding region runs from base 305 to 8959 and encodes 2884 amino acids. The record is from RefSeq and is a predicted model, not a curated record. The transcript has 20 exons.